Messenger RNA from Pezoporus flaviventris, 2914 nucleotides. Its product is annotated as transforming growth factor beta activator LRRC32-like. Gene Ontology annotation, molecular function: protein binding; transmembrane signaling receptor activity. The transcript has 2 exons. Gene Ontology annotation, biological process: immune response; toll-like receptor signaling pathway. Gene Ontology annotation, cellular component: extracellular matrix; membrane. The record is from RefSeq and is a predicted model, not a curated record. Lineage: Eukaryota; Metazoa; Chordata; Aves; Psittaciformes; Psittacidae. Bases 622 to 2811 code for a protein of 729 amino acids.
CCCAGCAGCCAUCCUGUGUGCCUGGAGGAACAUGGGGGUGUGGCAGUGAGAAGCCCAGCUCUUGCAGCAGAGCGGACUCCUGGGGAGGAAGAGGAGGAGGAAGGGAGGUGCCAGGAUUGUACAUCCUGCUGGGAACGGGUGGUAAACCCCAGGAUGCUGCAGGAGAGUCCCCUCGGCAGCCCAGGGAGAGGAACCUGCUCUGCCUCCCUGCGAUGAGCUCACCUGCAGCCCAAGGUGCUGGGAUUCCCAUGAUGAUCCCCGGUGGCUGCAGCCUGGAGCUUGGUUCCCAGCUUGGGGUGGUUGGGAAGGUCUCACCAGCUGCCCUGGGAUAGCAGGUACAGAGCACAGCUUGCCCCUGGCAUAGGGCAGAGGAAGCUGGAGGAAGAACCAGGUCCAUGCAGCAGAACUCCCCCAAACGCUCUCGGCUGUUCCAAGUACCACCUCAGCCUCCUGGCAUUUGAUAUCGGUGGCUGGACCAGCCAACAACCUGAGCACCAGAGCAGCCCUGCCUCCUCCUGUCCCGAUGUUUCUCUUUCCCUUCCUUGUGGCUUUCUGCACUGUUUUUCCCCCUCUGCAAUCUUAUGUCUUUCUUUUCCCACUUCCGUAGCUACAGACACCCACAUGCAUUAUCUCCUUCCCCCGUCCCAUCCUGAAACCUAUUUAUACAGAGCCUGGCUCCUGCCCAGCCCGCCAGAGAGCACUGGAGGAGUGGGACAGGGCUGGCAGUGCCCGCAGCCCAACAUGCUCUUGUUUGAACACCGGCUGGCUGAAAGAGGAUGCUUGCUGCUCUGGUUGCUCCCAUCCGUUCUCAGAGCCCAGUCUAGCGGGGAGGUGAGGCUCAGACCCACACUGUGCCAGCAGAGCCCCACAAAGGUGUCUUGCAAAGGAGUUGGCCUGCACAAGCUUCCAAAGGAGCUUGGCCAAGGGGUGAAGUACCUCGAGCUCUCCAACAACUUCAUCCAAAACCUGUCAGGCAGCUCCAUGCCGGGGUUUGAGCAGCUCGAGUACCUGGACCUGUGCUUCAACCAGCUGGAAGCCGUGUCAGCCACAGCCCUGGCUCAGCUGCCCCAGCUGCGCUCUCUGCUCCUGGGAUCAAACCACCUCGACCGCAAUUACCUCGCCAAUGGACAAGCCUUUCGUCUGCUCAGGAGUAUCGAGGUCCUGGACCUGUCGGCAAACAACCUGGACGGCCACAUGGCAGGCUGGUACAUCCGCAACCUCACCAGGCUGAGGGUGCUGGACCUCUCCAGGAACAAGAUGACCAGGCUGCUGGCGGGGAUCUUCUGGAGCACGCCACGGCUGCGUGAGCUCCACCUCAGCAAUAACUACAUCAUGGAAAUAGAGGAGGGAGUCUUUGAGGCUCUGGAAGAGCUGGAGGUGGUGAACUUGGCUUUGAAUUCCCUCCACUGUAUCUCUGGCUUCAGCCUCACGCAGCUGCGAGUUUUAAAUCUCAGCCACAAUGCUCUGGAGCUGUUUGCCUCGGAGGAGGGAGCGGAGCCCUACCUGCUUCAAGUGCUCGACUUGAGCCAUAACAGACUGCUCUACUUUCCAGAGCUCCCCAAAGUCCAUUAUCUCACACACUUAAACCUCUCCAACAACCUUAUUGCUUCCCUGCUCCCAGGCUCACGCCACCCGGGGGAGUUUGUACUGCACUACAAGGAGAUGGCGAGGUUUAACAGGACCUUGCACACUGUGUCUGCUCUGACCCACGUGGCUGACUUGGAUCUCAGCAAUAACCAGCUGCAGCUCUUCCCAUUUGCCUUCUUCCACAGCCUGGGCUCUCUGCAUCGCCUCAGCCUGGCUAUGAACUGCCUCCAGGAUGUGGCCAGGGAGUCACUCACCAGCAACAUGGAGCCCAGCGACCACUCACCAGCACCACUGGAGCACACUGCCCUGUCCGUGCGCUCGCUGGACCUCCAUGGCAAUGCCUUCUGCAUGCUGCCACCCUGGUUCUUUGGUUCUCUGCCUCAGCUGGAAACGAUCAACCUGGGCUCCAACAGCCUCCAGCCUUGUGAGAGCCAGGGGGGGAGUUCAGGAGGCACCUGCACCCCCUUCUACAACCUGCCCCGCUUGAAGCAUCUGAGUCUUUACAAGAACAACAUCACCAGGCUGCAGCCCCAUGCCUUCAACCAGACCUCACUACUCUCCCUAGACCUGUCGGGGAACAAGGACUUGUUCAUGCCUAAGGAAGCCCUGGCGGGGUUGGAGCUCUCCCUGCAGAAACUCUCUCUCAGGGACAACCAGAUGGACGAUGGCAAGGCAGAGCUCCCCUGCCUGGGCAAGCUCAAAGUCUUGGACCUCUCAGGCAACAACCUGAGCCUUUUGCCCGCAGGUCUUUCCUGCUCCCCUCUGGAAAGCCUGGACGUUCGCAAUAACCGGCUGCUGACAUUGGAAAAGCUGGCGCUCAUGAGCUGGUCCCGCAGCCUGAAGGACAUGUUCGUCGCUGGAAACCCCUUCAGCUGCUGCUCGCUGGCCUGGCUGGACACACUGUGGGCUGCUGGUGUGGGUGUGCUGGACCAGGAUGAAGCCCUCUGCACCUACCAGGACGAGAGCAGGAACUUCUCAGCCAAGAUAGCCAGCAGCCCUCGGUGGCUUUGUCCGCACCCCAAGGACAUGGGCUUGCUGGCUCUGCUCGUGGUCGUGAUGAGCCUUUUCUUUCUCAGCUGCGGGGCUUGCUGCCUUCUGAAGAAAGGGCAGAAGUCGCCAGGGUUUGUAGGACUCCAGAGCAACAGCGUGGGGGUCUUCCCCCACCAUCCCAAAAGAGAGGAGCCAGGCGAGGCAAAGCCAGCAGACAGUGUCACCAAAGUGUAGCCCAGCCCUGGGGAGCAGGAACUGUUGCAGUCGGUCAGAACUCUAAUUGUUAUUGAUAAUAUUAAUAACAUUAUUGUAUUUUAGGUCUCCUUCCCUCACCGGU